Phytophthora sojae is the source of this 14793-nucleotide messenger RNA. RefSeq lists its product as hypothetical. The transcript is spliced from 114 exons. The record is from RefSeq and is a predicted model, not a curated record. Bases 1 to 14793 code for a protein of 4930 amino acids. Lineage: Eukaryota; Oomycota; Peronosporomycetes; Peronosporales; Peronosporaceae.
AUGGACACGUUUGACAGCAUCGGAGCCGCUACCACAUGCGAGAAUCGGGACGAGGCCUUCUACGUAGUUGCAGGCUGCAUGCGAUGGCUCAUCGGGGGUCGUGUAGCCACUGCUGGUGGGCUGCUGGUGGGCAAGGCGAGAAUCGGGAUCGAGGCCUUCUACGCGGUUGCAGCCACUGGUGGUGGGCUGCUGGUGGGCAAGGUGAGAAUCGGGAUCGAGGCCUUCUACGCGGUUGCAGACAUUGGUGCCAUCGCUAGGGGUCGUGUAGCCACUGCUGGUGGGCUGCUGGUGGGCAAGGCGAGAAUCGGGAUCGAGGCCUUCUACGCGGUUGCAGACAUUGGUGCCAUCGCUAGGGGUCGUGCAGCCACUGCUGGUGGGCUGCUGGUGGGCAAGGCGAGAAUCGGGACCGAGGCCUUCUACGCGGCUGCGUGGGAUGGCUCGUCGGAUGCAUCUGGCCAUGGCGAUACCACUGGCGCUCUAAUUUAUGGCCAACGAGACAUUGGUGCCAUCGCUAGGGGUCGUGUAGCCACUGCUGGUGGGCUGCUGGUGGGCAAGGCGAGAAUCGGGAUCGAGGCCUUCUACGCGGCUGCAUGCGAUGGCUCGUCGGAUGCGUCUGGCCAUGGCGAUACCAUUGCCGCUCUAAUUUAUGGCCAACGAGACAUUGGUGCCAUCGCUAGGGGUCGUGUAGCCACUGCUGGUGGGCUGCUGGUGGGCAAGGCGAGAAUCGGGACCGAGGCCUUCUACGCGGUUGCAGGCUGCAUGCGAUGGCUCGCUGCGUGGGAUGGCUCGUCGGAUGCGUCUGGCCAUGGCGAUACCAUUGCCGCUCUAAUUUAUGGCCAACGAGACAUUGGUGCCAUCGCUAGGGGUCGUGUAGCCACUGCUGGUGGGCUGCUGGUGGGCAAGGCGAGAAUCGGGACCGAGGCCUUCUACGCGGUUGCAGGCUGCAUGCGAUGGCUCGCUGCAUGCGAUGGCUCGUCGGAUGCGUCUGGCCAUGGCGAUACCAUUGCCGCUCUAAUUUAUGGCCAACGAGACAUUGGUGCCAUCGCUAGGGGUCGUGUAGCCACUGGUGGUGGGCUGCUGGUGGGCAAGGCGAGAAUCGGGACCGAGGCCUUCUACGCGGUUGCAGGCUGCAUGCGAUGGCUCCCACUGCUGGUGGGCAAGGCGAGAAUCGGGAUCGAGGCCUUCUACGCGGUUGCAGGCUGCGCUGCAUGCGAUGGCUCGUCGGAUGCGUCUGGCCAUGGCGAUACCAUUGCCGCUCUAAUUUAUGGCCAACGAGACAUUGGUGCCAUCGCUAGGGGUCGUGUAGCCACUGGUGGUGGGCUGCUGGUGGGCAAGGCGAGAAUCGGGAUCGAGGCCUUCUACGCGGUUGCAGGCUGCGCUGCAUGCGAUGGCUCGUCGGAUGCGUCUGGCCAUGGCGAUACCAUUGGCGCUCUAAUUUAUGGCCAACGAGACAUUGGUGCCAUCGCUAGGGGUCGUGUAGCCACUGCUGGUGGGCUGCUGGUGGGCAAGGCGAGAAUCGGGAUCGAGGCCUUCUACGCGGUUGCAGGCUGCGGGUCGUGUAGCCACUGGUGGUGGGCUGCUGGUGGGCAAGGUGAGAAUCGGGACGAGGCCUUCUACGCGGUUGCAGGCUACAUGCGAUGGCUCAUCGGAUGCGCUGCGUGGGAUGGCUCGUCGGAUGCGUCUGGCCAUGGCGAUACCACUGGCGCUCUAAUUUAUGGCCAACGAGACAUUGGUGCCAUCGCUAGGGGUCGUGUAGCCACUGCUGGUGGGCUGCUGGUGGGCAAGGCGAGAAUCGGGACGAGGCCUUCUACGCGGUUGCAGGCUGCAUGCGAUGGCUCGUCGGAUGCGUCUGGCCAUGGCGACACCAUUGCCGCUCUAAUUUAUGGCCAACGAGACAUUGGUGCCAUCGCUAGGGGUCGUGUAGCCACUGGUGGUGGGCUGCUGGUGGGCAAGGCGAGAAUCGGGACCGAGGCCUUCUACGCGAUUGCAGGCUGCAUGCGAUGGCUCCCACUGCUGGUGGGCAAGGCGAGAAUCGGGAUCGAGGCCUUCUACGCGGUUGCAGGCUGCGCUGCAUGCGAUGGCUCGUCGGAUGCGUCUGGCCAUGGCGAUACCAUUGCCGCUCUAAUUUAUGGCCAACGAGACAUUGGUGCCAUCGCUAGGGGUCGUGUAGCCACUGCUGGUGGGCUGCUGGUGGGCAAGGCGAGAAUCGGGAUCGAGGCCUUCUACGCGGUUGCAGGCUGCGCUGCAUGCGAUGGCUCGUCGGAUGCGUCUGGCCAUGGCGAUACCAUUGCCGCUCUAAUUUAUGGCCAACGAGACAUUGGUGCCAUCGCUAGGGGUCGUGUAGCCACUGCUGGUGGGCUGCUGGUGGGCAAGGCGAGAACCGGGAUCGAGGCCUUCUACGCGGUUGCAGGCUGCGCUGCAUGCGAUGGCUCAUCGGAUGCGUCUGGCCAUGGCGAUACCAUUGGCGAUCUAAUUUAUGGCCAACGAGACAUUGGUGCCAUCGCUAGGGGUCGUGUAGCCACUGGUGGUGGGCUGCUGGUGGGCAAGGCUGCAUGCGAUGGCUCGUCGGAUGCGUCUGGCCAUGGCGAUACCAUUGCCGCUCUAAUUUAUGGCCAACGAGACAUUGGUGCCAUCGCUAGGGGUCGUGUAGCCACUGCUGGUGGGCUGCUGGUGGGCAAGGCGAGAAUCGGGACCGAGGCCUUCUACGCGGUUGCAGGCUGCAUGCGAUGGCUCAUCGGAUGCGCUGCAUGCGAUGACUCGUCGGAUGCGUCUGGCCAUGGCGAUACCAUUGGCGCUCUAAUUUAUGGCCAACGAGACAUUGGUGCCAUCGCUAGGGGUCGUGUAGCCACUGCUGGUGGGCUGCUGGUGGGCAAGGCGAGAAUCGGGACCGAGGCCUUCUACGCGGUUGCAGGCUGCAUGCGAUGGCUCGGGUCGUGUAGCCACUGCUGGUGGGCUGCUGGUGGGCAAGGCGAGAAUCGGGACGAGGCCUUCUACGCGGUUGCAGGCUGCGGGUCGUGUAGCCACUGGUGGUGGGCUGCUGGUGGGCAAGGUGAGAAUUGGGACGAGGCCUUCUACGCGGUUGCAGGCUACAUGCGAUGGCUCAUCGGAUGCGCUGCAUGCGAUGACUCGUCGGAUGCGUCUGGCCAUGGCGAUACCAUUGGCGCUCUAAUUUAUGGCCAACGAGACAUUGGUGCCAUCGCUAGGGGUCGUGUAGCCACUGCUGGUGGGCUGCUGGCUGCAUGCGAUGGCUCGUCAGAUGCGUCUGGCCAUGGCGAUACCAUUGCCGCUCUAAUUUAUGGCCAACGAGACAUUGGUGCCAUCGCUAGGGGUCGUGUAGCCACUGGUGGUGGGCUGCUGGUGGGCAAGGCGAGAAUCGGGAUCGAGGCCUUCUACGCGGUUGCAGGCUGCGCUGCAUGCGAUGGCUCGUCGGAUGCGUCUGGCCAUGGCGAUACCAUUGCCGCUCUAAUUUAUGGCCAACGAGACAUUGGUGCCAUCGCUAGGGGUCGUGUAGCCACUGGUGGUGGGCUGCUGGUGGGCAAGGCGAGAAUCGGGACCGAGGCCUUCUACGCGGUUGCAGGCUGCGCUGCAUGCGAUGGCUCGUCGGAUGCGUCUGGCCAUGGCGAUACCAUUGCCGCUCUAAUUUAUGGCCAACGAGACAUUGGUGCCAUCGCUAGGGGUCGUGUAGCCACUGCUGGUGGGCUGCUGGUGGGCAAGGCGAGAAUCGGGACCGAGGCCUUCUACGCGGUUGCAGGCUGCAUGCGAUGGCUCGCUGCAUGCGAUGGCUCGUCGGAUGCGUCUGGCCAUGGCGAUACCAUUGCCGCUCUAAUUUAUGGCCAACGAGACAUUGGUGCCAUCGCUAGGGGUCGUGUAGCCACUGCUGGUGGGCUGCUGGUGGGCAAGGCGAGAAUCGGGACCGAGGCCUUCUACGCGGUUGCAGGCUGCGCUGCAUGCGAUGGCUCGUCGGAUGCGUCUGGCCAUGGCGAUACCAUUGGCGCUCUAAUUUAUGGCCAACGAGACAUUGGUGCCAUCGCUAGGGGUCGUGUAGCCACUGCUGGUGGGCUGCUGGUGGGCAAGGUGAGAAUCGGGAUCGAGGCCUUCUACGCGGUUGCAGGCUGCGCUGCAUGCGAUGGCUCGUCGGAUGCGUCUGGCCAUGGCGAUACCAUUGCCGCUCUAAUUUAUGGCCAACGAGACAUUGGUGCCAUCGCUAGGGGUCGUGUAGCCACUGCUGGUGGGCUGCUGGUGGGCAAGGCGAGAAUCGGGACCGAGGCCUUCUACGCGGUUGCAGGCUGCGCGAGAAUCGGGACCGAGGCCUUCUACGCGGUUGCAGGCUGCAUGCGAUGGCUCGUCGGAUGCCCACUGGUGGUGGGCAAGGUGAGAAUCGGGACGAGGCCUUCUACGCGGUUGCAGGCUACAUGCGAUGGCUCAUCGGAUGCGUCUGGCCAUGGCGAUACCAUUGCCGCUCUAAUUUAUGGCCAACGAGACAUUGGUGCCAUCGCUAGGGGUCGUGUAGCCACUGGUGGUGGGCUGCUGGUGGGCAAGGCUACAUGCGAUGGCUCAUCGGAUGCGUCUGGCCAUGGCGAUACCAUUGCCGCUCUAAUUUAUGGCCAACGAGACAUUGGUGCCAUCGCUAGGGGUCGUGUAGCCACUGCUGGUGGGCUGCUGGUGGGCAAGGCGAGAAUCGGGACCGAGGCCUUCUACGCGGUUGCAGGCUGCAUGCGAUGGCUCGCUGCAUGCGAUGGCUCGUCGGAUGCGUCUGGCCAUGGCGAUACCAUUGCCGCUCUAAUUUAUGGCCAACGAGACAUUGGUGCCAUCGCUAGGGGUCGUGUAGCCACUGGUGGUGGGCUGCUGGUGGGCAAGGCGAGAAUCGGGAUCGAGGCCUUCUACGCGGUUGCAGGCUGCGCUACAUGCGAUGGCUCGUCGGAUGCGUCUGGCCAUGGCGAUACCAUUGCCGCUCUAAUUUAUGGCCAACGAGACAUUGGUGCCAUCGCUAGGGGUCGUGUAGCCACUGGUGGUGGGCUGCUGGUGGGCAAGGCUGCGUGCGAUGGCACAUCAUAUGCGUCUGGCCAUGGCAAUACCAUUGCCGCUCUAAUUUAUGGCCAACGAGACAUUGGUGCCAUCGCUAGGGGUCGUGUAGCCACUGGUGGUGGGCUGCUGGUGGGCAAGGCUGCAUGCGAUGGCUCGUCGGAUGCGUCUGGCCAUGGCGAUACCAUUGGCGCUCUAAUUUAUGGCCAACGAGACAUUGGUGCCAUCGCUAGGGGUCGUGUAGCCACUGCUGGUGGGCUGCUGGUGGGCAAGGCGAGAAUCGGGACCGAGGCCUUCUACGCGGUUGCAGGCUACAUGCGAUGGCUCAUCGGAUGCGCUGCAUGCGAUGCCUCGUCGGAUGCGUCCGGCCAUGGCGAUACCACUGGCGCUCUAAUUUAUGUCCAACGAGACAUUGGUGCCAUCGCUAGGGGUCGUGUAGCCACUGCUGGUGGGCUGCUGGUGGGCAAGGCGAGAAUCGGAACCGAGGCCUUCUACGCGGUUGCAGGCUGCAUGCGAUUCCUCAUCGGAUGCGCGAGAAUCGGGACCGAGGCCUUCUACGCGGUUGCAGGCUACAUGCGAUGGCUCAUCGGAUGCGGGUCGUGUAGCCACUGGUGGUGGGCUGCUGGUGGGCAAGGUGAGAAUCGGGACGAGGCCUUCUACGCGGUUGCAGGCUACAUGCGAUGGCUCAUCGGAUGCGCUGCAUGCGAUGGCUCGUCGGAUGCGUCUGGCCAUGGCGAUACCAUUGGCGCUCUAAUUUAUGGCCAACGAGACAUUGGUGCCAUCGCUAGGGGUCGUGUAGCCACUGGUGGUGGGCUGCUGGUGGGCAAGGCGAGAAUCGGGACCGAGGCCUUCUACGCGGUUGCAGGCUACAUGCGAUGGCUCAUCGGAUGCGCUGCAUGCGAUGGCUCGUCGGAUGCGUCUGGCCAUGGCGAUACCACUGGCGCUCUAAUUUAUGGCCAACGAGACAUUGGUGCCAUCGCUAGGGGUCGUGUAGCCACUGCUGGUGGGCUGCUGGCUGCAUGCGAUGGCUCGUCGGAUGCGUCUGGCCAUGGCGAUACCAUUGCCGCUCUAAUUUAUGGCCAACGAGACAUUGGUGCCAUCGCUAGGGGUCGUGUAGCCACUGGUGGUGGGCUGCUGGUGGGCAAGGCGAGAAUCGGGAUCGAGGCCUUCUACGCGGUUGCAGGCUGCGCUGCAUGCGAUGGCUCGUCGGAUGCGUCUGGCCAUGGCGAUACCAUUGGCGCUCUAAUUUAUGGCCAACGAGACAUUGGUGCCAUCGCUAGGGGUCGUGUAGCCACUGCUGGUGGGCUGCUGGUGGGCAAGGUGAGAAUCGGGAUCGAGGCCUUCUACGCGGUUGCAGGCUGCGCUGCAUGCGAUGGCUCGUCGGAUGCGUCUGGCCAUGGCGAUACCAUUGCCGCUCUAAUUUAUGGCCAACGAGACAUUGGUGCCAUCGCUAGGGGUCGUGUAGCCACUGCUGGUGGGCUGCUGGUGGGCAAGGCGAGAAUCGGGACCGAGGCCUUCUACGCGGUUGCAGGCUGCGCUGCAUGCGAUGGCUCGUCGGAUGCGUCUGGCCAUGGCGAUACCAUUGCCGCUCUAAUUUAUGGCCAACGAGACAUUGGUGCCAUCGCUAGGGGUCGUGUAGCCACUGCUGGUGGGCUGCUGGUGGGCAAGGUGAGAAUCGGGAUCGAGGCCUUCUACGCGGUUGCAGGCUGCGGGUCGUGUAGCCACUGGUGGUGGGCUGCUGGUGGGCAAGGUGAGAAUCGGGACGAGGCCUUCUACGCGGUUGCAGGCUACAUGCGAUGGCUCAUCGGAUGCGCUGCAUGCGAUGGCUCGUCGGAUGCGUCUGGCCAUGGCGAUACCAUUGCCGCUCUAAUUUAUGGCCAACGAGACAUUGGUGCCAUCGCUAGGGGUCGUGUAGCCACUGCUGGUGGGCUGCUGGUGGGCAAGGCGAGAAUCGGGACCGAGGCCUUCUACGCGGUUGCAGGCUGCGCUGCAUGCGAUGGCUCGUCGGAUGCGUCUGGCCAUGGCGAUACCAUUGCCGCUCUAAUUUAUGGCCAACGAGACAUUGGUGCCAUCGCUAGGGGUCGUGUAGCCACUGCUGGUGGGCUGCUGGUGGGCAAGGUGAGAAUCGGGAUCGAGGCCUUCUACGCGGUUGCAGGCUGCGCUGCAUGCGAUGGCUCGUCGGAUGCGUCUGGCCAUGGCGAUACCAUUGCCGCUCUAAUUUAUGGCCAACGAGACAUUGGUGCCAUCGCUAGGGGUCGUGUAGCCACUGCUGGUGGGCUGCUGGUGGGCAAGGUGAGAAUCGGGAUCGAGGCCUUCUACGCGGUUGCAGGCUGCGCUGCAUGCGAUGGCUCGUCGGAUGCGUCUGGCCAUGGCGAUACCAUUGGCGCUCUAAUUUAUGGCCAACGAGACAUUGGUGCCAUCGCUAGGGGUCGUGUAGCCACUGGUGGUGGGCUGCUGGUGGGCAAGGCGAGAAUCGGGACCGAGGCCUUCUACGCGGUUGCAGGCUGCAUGCGAUGGCUCGCUGCAUGCGAUGGCUCGUCGGAUGCGUCUGGCCAUGGCGAUACCAUUGGCGCUCUAAUUUAUGGCCAACGAGACAUUGGUGCCAUCGCUAGGGGUCGUGUAGCCACUGGUGGUGGGCUGCUGGUGGGCAAGGCGAGAAUCGGGACCGAGGCCUUCUACGCGGUUGCAGGCUGCAUGCGAUGGCUCGCUGCAUGCGAUGGCUCGUCGGAUGCGUCUGGCCAUGGCGAUACCAUUGCCGCUCUAAUUUAUGGCCAACGAGACAUUGGUGCCAUCGCUAGGGGUCGUGUAGCCACUGCUGGUGGGCUGCUGGUGGGCAAGGCGAGAAUCGGGAUCGAGGCCUUCUACGCGGUUGCAGACAUUGGUGCCAUCGCUAGGGGUCGUGUAGCCACUGCUGGUGGGCUGCUGGUGGGCAAGGCGAGAAUCGGGAUCGAGACCUUCUACGCGGUUGCAGGCUGCGCUGCAUGCGAUGGCUCGUCGGAUGCGUCUGGCCAUGGCGAUACCAUUGCCGCUCUAAUUUAUGGCCAACGAGACAUUGGUGCCAUCGCUAGGGGUCGUGUAGCCACUGCUGGUGGGCUGCUGGCUGCAUGCGAUGGCUCGUCGGAUGCGUCUGGCCAUGGCGAUACCAUUGCCGCUCUAAUUUAUGGCCAACGAGACAUUGGUGCCAUCGCUAGGGGUCGUGUAGCCACUGCUGGUGGGCUGCUGGUGGGCAAGGCGAGAAUCGGGAUCGAGGCCUUCUACGCGGUUGCAGACAUUGGUGCCAUCGCUAGGGGUCGUGUAGCCACUGCUGGUGGGCUGCUGGUGGGCAAGGCGAGAAUCGGGACCGAGGCCUUCUACGCGGUUGCAGGCUACAUGCGAUGGCUCGCUGCAUGCGAUGGCUCGUCGGAUGCGUCUGGCCAUGGCGAUACCAUUGCCGCUCUAAUUUAUGGCCAACGAGACAUUGGUGCCAUCGCUAGGGGUCGUGUAGCCACUGCUGGUGGGCUGCUGGUGGGCAAGGUGAGAAUCGGGAUCGAGGCCUUCUACGCGGUUGCAGGCUGCGCUGCAUGCGAUGGCUCGUCGGAUGCGUCUGGCCAUGGCGAUACCAUUGCCGCUCUAAUUUAUGGCCAACGAGACAUUGGUGCCAUCGCUAGGGGUCGUGUAGCCACUGCUGGUGGGCUGCUGGUGGGCAAGGUGAGAAUCGGGAUCGAGGCCUUCUACGCGGUUGCAGGCUGCGCUGCAUGCGAUGGCUCGUCGGAUGCGUCUGGCCAUGGCGAUACCAUUGCCGCUCUAAUUUAUGGCCAACGAGACAUUGGUGCCAUCGCUAGGGGUCGUGUAGCCACUGCUGGUGGGCUGCUGGUGGGCAAGGUGAGAAUCGGGAUCGAGGCCUUCUACGCGGUUGCAGGCUGCGCUGCAUGCGAUGGCUCGUCGGAUGCGUCUGGCCAUGGCGAUACCAUUGCCGCUCUAAUUUAUGGCCAACGAGACAUUGGUGCCAUCGCUAGGGGUCGUGUAGCCACUGCUGGUGGGCUGCUGGUGGGCAAGGCUGCGUGCGAUGGCACAUCAUAUGCGUCUGGCCAUGGCGAUACCAUUGGCGCUCUAAUUUAUGGCCAACGAGACAUUGGUGCCAUCGCUAGGGGUCGUGUAGCCACUGGUGGUGGGCUGCUGGUGGGCAAGGCGAGAAUCGGGACCGAGGCCUUCUACGCGGUUGCAGGCUGCAUGCGAUGGCUCGCGAGAAUCGGGAUCGAGGCCUUCUACGCGGUUGCAGACAUUGGUGCCAUCGCUAGGGGUCGUGUAGCCACUGCUGGUGGGCUGCUGGUGGGCAAGGCUGCGUGCGAUGGCACAUCAUAUGCGUCUGGCCAUGGCGAUACCAUUGGCGCUCUAAUUUAUGGCCAACGAGACAUUGGUGCCAUCGCUAGGGGUCGUGUAGCCACUGGUGGUGGGCUGCUGGUGGGCAAGGCGAGAAUCGGGACCGAGGCCUUCUACGCGACAUUGGUGCCUCGUGUAGCCACUGCUGGUGGGCUGCUGGUGGGCAAGGCUGCGUGCGAUGGCACAUCAUAUGCGUCUGGCCAUGGCGACACCGUUGGCGCUCUAAUUUAUGGCCAACGAGACAUUGGUGCCAUCGCUAGGGGUCGUGUAGCCACUGGUGGUGGGCUGCUGGUGGGCAAGGCGAGAAUCGGGAUCGAGGCCUUCUACGCGGUUGCAGGCUGCGCGAGAAUCGGGAUCGAGGCCUUCUACGCGGUUGCAGACAUUGGUGCCAUCGCUAGGGGUCGUGUAGCCACUGCUGGUGGGCUGCUGGUGGGCAAGGUGAGAAUCGGGAUCGAGGCCUUCUACGCGGUUGCAGGCUGCGCUGCAUGCGAUGGCUCGUCGGAUGCGUCUGGCCAUGGCGAUACCAUUGCCGCUCUAAUUUAUGGCCAACGAGACAUUGGUGCCAUCGCUAGGGGUCGUGUAGCCACUGCUGGUGGGCUGCUGGUGGGCAAGGCGAGAAUCGGGAUCGAGGCCUUCUACGCGGUUGCAGGCGAGAAUCGGGACGAGGCCUUCUACGCGGUUGCAGGCUGCAUGCGAUGGCUCAUCGGGGGUCGUGUAGCCACUGCUGGUGGGCUGCUGGUGGGCAAGGUGAGAAUCGGGAUCGAGGCCUUCUACGCGGUUGCAGGCUGCGCUGCAUGCGAUGGCUCGUCGGAUGCGUCUGGCCAUGGCGAUACCAUUGCCGCUCUAAUUUAUGGCCAACGAGACAUUGGUGCCAUCGCUAGGGGUCGUGUAGCCACUGGUGGUGGGCUGCUGGUGGGCAAGGCGAGAAUCGGGAUCGAGGCCUUCUACGCGGUUGCAGGCUGCGUGCGAUGGGGUCGUGUAGCCACUGCUGGUGGGCUGCUGGUGGGCAAGGCUGCAUGCGAUGGCUCGUCGGAUGCGUCUGGCCAUGGCGAUACCAUUGCCGCUCUAAUUUAUGGCCAACGAGACAUUGGUGCCAUCGCUAGGGGUCGUGUAGCCACUGGUGGUGGGCUGCUGGUGGGCAAGGCGAGAAUCGGGAUCGAGGCCUUCUACGCGGUUGCAGGCUGCGCUGCAUGCGAUGGCUCGUCGGAUGCGUCUGGCCAUGGCGAUACCAUUGGCGCUCUAAUUUAUGGCCAACGAGACAUUGGUGCCAUCGCUAGGGGUCGUGUAGCCACUGGUGGUGGGCUGCUGGUGGGCAAGGCGAGAAUCGGUACCGAGGCCUUCUACGCGGUUGCAGGCUGCAUGCGAUGGCUCGCUGCAUGCGAUGGCUCGUCGGAUGCGUCUGGCCAUGGCGAUACCAUUGCCGCUCUAAUUUAUGGCCAACGAGACAUUGGUGCCAUCGCUAGGGGUCGUGUAGCCACUGCUGGUGGGCUGCUGGUGGGCAAGGCUGCAUGCGAUGGCUCGUCGGAUGCGUCUGGCCAUGGCGAUACCAUUUGCGCUCUUAUUUACGGCCAACGAGACAUUGGUGCCAUCGCUAGGGGUCGUGUAGCCACUGCUGGUGGGCUGCUGGUGGGCAAGGCGAGAAUCGGGAUCGAGGCCUUCUACGCGGUUGCAGGCGAGAAUCGGGACGAGGCCUUCUACGCGGUUGCAGGCUGCAUGCGAUGGCUCAUCGGGGGUCGUGUAGCCACUGCUGGUGGGCUGCUGGUGGGCAAGGCGAGAAUCGGGAUCGAGGCCUUCUACGCGGUUGCAGGCGAGAAUCGGGACGAGGCCUUCUACGCGGUUGCAGGCUGCAUGCGAUGGCUCAUCGGGGGUCGUGUAGCCACUGCUGGUGGGCUGCUGGUGGGCAAGGCGAGAAUCGGGAUCGAGGCCUUCUACGCGGUUGCAGGCGAGAAUCGGGACGAGGCCUUCUACGCGGUUGCAGGCUGCAUGCGAUGGCUCAUCGGGGGUCGUGUAGCCACUGCUGGUGGGCUGCUGGUGGGCAAGGCGAGAAUCGGGAUCGAGGCCUUCUACGCGGUUGCAGGCGAGAAUCGGGACGAGGCCUUCUACGCGGUUGCAGGCUGCAUGCGAUGGCUCAUCGGCCACUGCUGGUGGGCUGCUGGUGGGCAAGGCGAGAAUCAGGACGAGGCCUUCUACGCGGUUGCAGGCUGCAUGCGAUGGCUCAUCGGGGGUCGUGUAGCCACUGCUGGUGGGCUGCUGGUGGGCAAGGCGAGAAUCGGGAUCGAGGCCUUCUACGCGGUUGCAGCCACUGCUGGUGGGCUGCUGGUGGGCAAGGCGAGAAUCGGGACGAGGCCUUCUACGCGGUUGCAGGCUGCAUGCGAUGGCUCGCCAGAUGCGUCUGGCCAUGGCGAUACCAUUGGCGCUCUAAUUUAUGGCCAACGAGACAUUGGUGCCAUCGCUAGGGGUCGUGUAGCCACUGCUGGUGGGCUGCUGGUGGGCAAGGCGAGAAUCGGGAUCGAGGCCUUCUACGCGGUUGCAGCCACUGCUGGUGGGCUGCUGGUGGGCAAGGCGAGAAUCGCCACUGCUGGUGGGCUGCUGGUGGGCAAGGCGAGAAUCGGAACCGAGGCCUUCUACGCGGUUGCAGGCUGCAUGCGAUGGCUCAUCGGAUGCCCACUGCUGGUGGGUGGGCUGCUGGUGGGCAAGGCGAGAAUCGGUACCGAGGCCUUCUACGCUGUUGCAGGCUGGGGGUCGUGUAGCCACUGCUGGUGGGCUGCUGGUGGGCUGCUGGUGGGCAAGGCGAGAAUCGGAACCGAGGCCUUCUACACGGUUGCAGGCUGCAUGCGAUGGCUCAUCGGAUGCCCACUGCUGGUGGGCUGCUGGUGGGCAAGGCGAGAAUCGGGACCGAGGCCUUCUACGCGGUUGCAGGCUGCAUGCGAUGGCUCGUCGGAUGCGUCUGGCCAUGGCGAUACCACUGGCGCUCUAAUUUAUGGCCAACGAGACAUUGCCACUGCUGGUGGGCUGCUGGUGGGCAAGGCGAGAAUCGGAACCGAGGCCUUCUACGCGGUUGCAGGCUGCAUGCGAUGGCUCAUCGGAUGCGGGUCGUGUAGCCACUGCUGGUGGGCUGCUGGUGGGCUGCUGGUGGGCAAGGCGAGAAUCGGAACCGAGGCCUUCUACGCGGUUGCAGGCUGCAUGCGAUGGCUCAUCGGAUGCGCGAGAAUCGGGACCGAGGCCUUCUACGCGGUUGCAGGCUGCAUGCGAUGGCACAGCAUAUGCCCACUGCUGGUGCUGCUGGUGGGCAAGGCGAGAAUCGGAACCGAGGCCUUCUACGCGGUUGCAGGCUGCAUGCGAUGGCUCAUCGGAUGCGCGAGAAUCGGAACCGAGGCCUUCUACGCGGUUGCAGGCUGCAUGCGAUGGCUCAUCGGAUGCGGGUCGUGUAGCCACUGCUGGUGGGCUGCUGGUGGGCUGCUGGUGGGCAAGGCGAGAAUCGGAACCGAGGCCUUCUACGCGGUUGCAGGCUGCAUGCGAUGGCUCAUCGGAUGCCCACUGCUGGUGGGCUGCUGGUGGGCAAGGCGAGAAUCGGGACCGAGGCCUUCUACGCGGUUGCAGGCUGCAUGCGAUGGCACAGCAUAUGCGUCUGGCCAUGGCGAUACCACUGGCGCUCUAAUUUAUGGCCAACGAGACAUUGGUGCCAUCGCUAGGGGUCGUGUAGCCACUGCUGGUGGGCUGCUGGUGGGCAAGGCGAGAAUCGGUACCGAGGCCUUCUACGCUGUUGCAGGCUGGGUGGGGUGGCUCAUCGGAUGCCCACUGCUGGUGGGCUGCUGGUGGGCUGCUGGUGGCCAAGGCGAGAAUCGGAACCGAGGCCUUCUACGCGGUUGCAGGCUGCAUGCGAUGGCUCGUCGGAUGCCCACUGCUGGUGGGCUGCUGGUGGGCAAGGCGAGAAUCGGGACCGAGGCCUUCUACGCGGUUGCAGGCUGCAUGCGAUGGCUCAUCGGAUGCGCGAGAAUCGGGACCGAGGCCUUCUACGCGGUUGCAGGCUGCAUGCGAUGGCUCGUCGGAUGGGGGUCGUGUAGCCACUGCUGGUGGGCUGCUGGUGGGCUGCUGGUGGGCAAGGCGAGAAUCGGAACCGAGGCCUUCUACGCGGUUGCAGGCUGCAUGCGAUGGCUCCCACUGCUGGUGGGCUGCUGGUGGGCUGCUGGUGGGCUGCUGGUGGGCAAGGCGAGAAUCGGAACCGAGGCCUUCUACGCGGUUGCAGGCUGCAUGCGAUGGCUCGUCGGAUGCCCACUGCUGGUGGGCUGCUGGUGGGCAAGGCGAGAAUCGGGACCGAGGCCUUCUACGCGGUUGCAGGCUGCAUGCGAUGGCUCGUCGGAUGCGUCUGGCCAUGGCGAUACCACUGGCGCUCUAAUUUAUGGCCAACGAGACAUUGCCACUGCUGGUGGGCUGCUGGUGGGCAAGGCGAGAAUCGGGACCGAGGCCUUCUACGCGGUUGCAGGCUGCAUGCGAUGGCUCGGGUCGUGUAGCCACUGCUGGUGGGCUGCUGGUGGGCUGCUGGUGGGCAAGGCGAGAAUCGGAACCGAGGCCUUCUACGCGGUUGCAGGCUGCAUGCGAUGGCUCGUCGGAUGCCCACUGCUGGUGGGCUGCUGGUGGGCUGCUGGUGGGCUGCUGGUGGGCAAGGCGAGAAUCGGAACCGAGGCCUUCUACGCGGCUGCAUGCGAUGGCUCGUCGGAUGCGUCCGGCCAUGGCGAUACCACUGGCGCUAUAAUUUAUGGCCAACGAGACAUUGGUGCCAUCGCUUGGGGUCGUGUAGCCACUGCUGGUGGGCUGCUGGUGGGCAAGGCGAGAAUCGGGACCGAGGCCUUCUACGCGGGGUCGUGUAGCCACUGCUGGUGGGCUGCUGGUGGGCUGCUGGUGGGCAAGGCGAGAAUCGGAACCGAGGCCUUCUACGCGGGUCGUGUAGCCACUGCUGGUGGGCUGCUGGUGGGCAAGGCGAGAAUCGGGACCGAGGCCUUCUACGCGGUUGCAGGCUGCAUGCGAUGGCUCCCACUGCUGGUGGGCAAGGCGAGAAUCGGGACGAGGCCUUCUACGCGGUUGCAGGCUGCGUGGGGUGGCUCGUCGGAUGCGUCUGGCCAUGGCGAUACCACUGGCGCUCUAAUUUAUGGCCAACGAGACAUUGGUGCCAUCGCUAGGGGUCGUGUAGCCACUGCUGGUGGGCAAGGCGAGAAUCGGGACGAGGCCUUCUACGCGGUUGCAGGCUGCGUGGGGUGGCUCAUCGGAUGCGUCUGGCCAUGGCGAUACCGUGUGCGCUCUAAACGACCGCCAACGAACCAUUCCUUCCUCAAGCUGCUCGACGGUGCGUUGGAGCAGGAGGAGGCGCGACGUCUGGCGGGGCAAGACCAGGGCGCGCAAGCUUUUCAAGUCUAA